GUAAACAUUGAAUGAAAAUAUGGUAAUAAACUGUAAUCGAAAGGAGAAGUAUUAGUUGAGCCUGGUUGAGGCAAGAAUUCUUCGAAUUUCAUCGAUAUACUUGAGUUCUUUGUUUAAUAACAAACGUUGUAAUUGUCAACUGUUCGGUUCGGCAGUUCAUUCGUCUAUUGUUUCUAAUUGUUUUAACACAUAAAUAGUGUUUUCCAGCGACAGACAGUCACAGUGUACUUUUGACACUGUGAUCAUUUCAACUCGGUAUAACAUGGGCAAACAAAAAUGUAUGUGUUACACUCGUUACAUUGUGUCUCUUGGAAAGCAAUCAAGAUUAUAGGAAAUUCAAGCUUUUCUCGCUCACUCAUUCGUAUAUAUUGAUCAAAAUGACUCCAAAACGAAUGAUCGCGUGACGAUAAUAUACAGCAAUUCGUGCGUUGCGCCACUUAUUUUCUCGUUCUUGGUGCUUGUCUUUUUCGGAAGAACGACGACGUUGAACAGUCUGUUUACCAAGUCGAGAGAGAUAGUUGUUUCGGCAACCUAAGCUGUCAUCGGCAACCAUCUGAUCGCAAACGAUAUCAGAGAGAAGCUUUAGUUAUAUAUCGGUUCUAGAUGCUUCCUCUUCGUCGAUAGAAGAUGUCUCGCGGCGACAAUACCUAUUUAAUUGAGAGCAAUUGAGAGUUUUGUACUGGACAAUCGAGAAAGAGAGCGAGAAAGAGAGAGCGAGAGGGAGAGGGAGAGAGAUCAAAUCAAAACUACACCUGCAGGCUGCAAUCAAGUACGCAGUGGUGCGUAGUUCGUGCUGGAUCGCGCAUCUCGGCGCAUCUUCGACCUCUCCGAAAAAGGAAGAAAGGAACGUUGCGUUCUCUGGUCACCCGAAAGCCCAGACUUCGCGCUUGCCGAUCGUUUGUCGAUAAUUGAAAGAUGCACGUCACCUGCAAGUGCCUGAAUGUGUCCAUCAAGUCUAGGAGCGCCGAAUUACAGCAGGUUAACGUCGAAUUGACCGAUCUGGAGCGUGCCGAUGCCUUUUUUCGUGAGGAUUUGGCGAGUGUACCAGAAUUGGAAAAAAUUACUAAAGAACAACCUGGUUUAAUGGAAAAAAGAAAUGUAGGAUCCUGGAUUGUACACCGUUGUUGCAAUUGCUCAAUGUAUACUCAUGCAGUUCACAGAGAAUACGGUGCUGCUUUAGUCCUCAUUAAUAACAAUAUUCUUUUAUCUCCCGAGGAAAUAAAUCAAUUAAAAUCCAAUCCAGAUUAUAGCCCAAUAUUUAGGGUAGUAAUUAAUCAUAGUUUGGAAGAUCUCGACGAUUAUCUGCAACAGCCUAAAUUUUCUGUUUCACAAUUACCUAACACAGUUCAAGUGGCCCUAGAUGGAUUACACCAACAAUUACAGGAGGCUGUACAACGUCAAACAAUAGCUAUAGAAGAUAAAAUACGUGCGUUUACUGCUGAGCAGCAUCAAUUGUUGGAACAAUUUCGUGAAAGAGCACACAAUGAACAUAGGCUGUUAUCAAAAUUAGUAUGUAGAGGUGACGAGACAAGCAGAGUAACCAAUAAUAUAGAAACUCCACCAACAACUCCUGACGGUUUUAAAAGUAUCAUGACUACCUCUGUAGCUAGUACAGUGACUCCAAAGUCUAAUAUAAUAUUCAAUGAUACAAAUAUAUCUAGUAGUCCAAACAUUAAACACGAGACAACUACCAAACACUCUAAAAGUAGCAUUAAUAAUGAAAAUUCGAGAAAAAAGGAUACAGUGUAUAUUAGUACCAAGGAAUCAGCUAGCUUCGAUACAGAAGUAUUGUUUCCUUUUGAAGGAAUGGAGGAUACAGAUGCAGUCAGCCAGCAGCUUCUAUGCUCUUCAGAAGACACUGAUGGAUCUGAUACUGAUGAUUCAAGCCAAAACGAAGAGAUUCAUAUGCCAAGAGGUCAACGGGAUGGUCAUUCUACGUUAGCUAAAUCAUUACCUGUCAUCGUGCCUGUUUUCCCUUCUAUCGUUCGUCAUACAAUACAGGAUCAAGACGAUGAUCAGUUGCCAACCGAUCCACACAACAUUCGAGCUUCGAUGAAAGCCUUAGCUAAAAGCGUCAAUACUGAUACGGUAUUUGGAGAUUUACCACGUCCCAGAUUUUCUACUCAGAUCUGAUUUAUCAAGUAUGAUAAGAGAAAUUCAUUCAUGGUUUCUUAAUUUUUUGAUACAGAAAAAUAUAUCAUAGUCUCUAUCAUCCAUCAUUUGUCUUUUAUACAAAAAUUACAAGAGGUUUAUGUAUACUUGGAAUAAAUAUAGCCGGUUUUACACAGAAGUACAGAAUAUCCUGCGUAUUUUAUAGAAAAGAUGCCUCUUAACUCAAGGUUUAGAUAUUCUAGAUUUAAUUAGAUAAUGUAAACACAUGUAAAUAAGAUAAAACUUUAUAUGCUAAACUGAAUGCGGUGCUUACAGAGAUGUUGUGAAAAUGAUUGUUUCGCCUUUACAGGAUGGGAAAUGACUAUAGUGACGUUGAAACAGUGUCAUAUUUUGAGGCAAGGAAUAUAAUGAAUUAUAAUAAAUCUUACUUAAGGAAAAGCUGUAAGAUUUUAAAAGUAGAUUUUCGCUUCGCCUUCUAAAGCUUAAUCUAAAAUGUGCUCUUUGCUUUUUGUUUCUUACAUUUUACUACUUUUUACUUUUCGCUUUUUUGUUAGCUUGUUUCUUCAUUUUCUGGUUGCCCGAGAUAAGAAUUUAUGACUUCAGGAGAGGGAGAGAGAAAGAGAGAGAAAGGGGAGAGAGAGAAAUAAGAAAUACCUAACAAGAAAUACGUCAUUGAUGAAACGAUCGCAAAGAAGAUAAAAGGCAAGAAACAGGACGGAAAGAGCACAUAGUACUUAGAUUAGAUUUAAAAGUCAAUGAAUAAAAGAAUGUACAUUAAAUAUUUAUAUUUGAUUU
Messenger RNA from Mycetomoellerius zeteki, 2907 nucleotides. It is a transcript of the gene PRAS40, whose product is annotated as Proline-rich Akt substrate 40 kDa. Bases 916 to 2133 code for a protein of 405 amino acids. Gene Ontology annotation, cellular component: cytoplasm. The transcript is spliced from 8 exons. Gene Ontology annotation, biological process: neurotrophin TRK receptor signaling pathway; negative regulation of protein kinase activity; negative regulation of TOR signaling. NCBI's taxonomy places the organism in Eukaryota, Metazoa, Arthropoda, Insecta, Hymenoptera, Formicidae. The record is from RefSeq and is a predicted model, not a curated record.